This is a messenger RNA of Anopheles coustani, 2167 nucleotides long. It is a transcript of the gene zpg, whose product is annotated as innexin inx4. The transcript is spliced from 3 exons. Gene Ontology annotation, molecular function: gap junction channel activity. Lineage: Eukaryota; Metazoa; Arthropoda; Insecta; Diptera; Culicidae. The record is from RefSeq and is a predicted model, not a curated record. Bases 399 to 1568 code for a protein of 389 amino acids. Gene Ontology annotation, cellular component: plasma membrane; gap junction. Gene Ontology annotation, biological process: phototransduction.
UUGAACGAAGUGCGUAUGAAAUAGUGUAAAUCCUGUUAAAAAUUUCGUCACUUCCCAUCGUAUUUCAAUUUCUUCCAAUAUCAAAGAUUCAUUACAUCGUCGUAGCGAUCGGUUGACAUACUACUACGCAAACUACUACUACUAUCGCCAAAAAGUGGUCGCCAUUUCUUUUCUUCUGCACUUAUUCGCACUCCAGUAGGCAAUCGACUACCCGCCAUACCACGCGUGGGAAACUAAGCUCCAGCGAAUCAGCAUUACAGGCGCUGAACAUUGUGUGAAACAAAAUUCUUUCCGAUAUUAGUGUGUGGUUGAAUUGCAAUUCCUUUACUUUCCCAGCAUUGAAUGUACCGGGUGUAUCGAACCUCGUUAAAUAGUAGAAUAACGCGGUUAGCCCCAAAAUGCUCGAUUUCAUCCGGCCCCUACAGAACCUGCUGCAGAUAAAGCCGGUCAAUUCGACCGAUCUCGUAUGGCGAUUGCACAGCCGAGUGACGGUGUACCUGUUGCUCUUCGCAUCGCUGCUUCUGUCGGCCCAGCAAUACUUUGGCAAGCCGAUCCAAUGCGUUACCGGCGGUGGACAAGUGACCGAAUCGACGAUGAACGACUUCUGCUGGAUAAUGGGGACCUACGUUAGCAAGGAUCCAAGUUUUGUGCUGGAUAGUACCGAUUUGGUAAAAAUAAGUGCCAAAAUUGGCAACAUUCCAGAGGAAGACCGAUCAUACCAGAAGUACUACCAGUGGGUAGUGUUCAUUUUGGCCUUGCAGGCGUGUUUUUUUACACUCCCAAACAUCCUGUGGAAAGUCUGGGAAGGUGGCCGUUUGCAGGCUCUUUGCGAAGGAUUAACCUCCCCUAUUGUGCCGGAUCAAUGGGAACAGUGUCGUAAGAAAAAACUCGUCGCCUACUUAUCCGCCGAAUGCCCGCAGCUCUAUCACAGCUAUCUAGUGCGCUAUUGCUUCUGUAUGGUGCUCAACUUUGGCAACGUGAUGUUGAACAUAUUCUUUCUCAACACGAUCUUCUCCGGAUUCUGGAUGAACUAUCAUCCGGCCGUGCGUGCUCUGAUGGCGUUCGACUUUCCUGCCUGGAACCGGUAUAACUCGCUGGUGUUCCCAAAGAUGGCCAAGUGCGAUUUCCACUUCAUUGGCCCGAGCGGGUCCAAGCAGAACCGUGACGCGCUCUGUCUACUGUCACUGAACGUGGUAAACGAGAAGAUUUUCGCCUUCCUGUGGGUUUGGUUUAUCGUGCUGGCCAUUGUAUCCGCGCUCAAUCUGCUGUACUGGAUGGUGCUUCUAUGCAGCAGGGGUUUCCGUCUUUGGCUGCUAACGUCUCAACUGCAGCCCAUCCGGGCGGGAGUUGUCGUCCGGGCCCUGCAGGGCCACGGUACCGGUAAGUGGUUUGUACUCUACCAACUGUGCCGUAAUUUGAAUCCCAUCAUGGGUCGCGAGCUUCUGGUGGGCGUUUCGCGAGUGAACAGUAACAACCAGAAAACGUACCGCAAGCAAAAGGAAUGUGAACCCGAUUUCUUCACCAUGGCUCCGGAUGGUAUGCUAGAGGAGGAUGAAGCGGAUGUUUAAAGAUUACAGGAUCUUUGCGCACGGUUAGUCGUAUCAGAGAUACACUCGAAACGAGGCAGGAACAAAAGGCUUGUACAAUCAAAACGAAACAUUAUUCCGCAUAAUCGAACUGCCAUAUAAUAUUUAAUUUUCGUUUAUUUUCACAUAUUCAAACUCAUCAGUUUUGACAUUCCCUUCGAUCAAGUACGAUAUAGUAAGGCGUACACUGUAGUACUUAAAUGUCUCUAGUUAGUUUGCUUAAAAAGGAUGUUGAUUUUGAAUUGUUUAUAGGAAGGUUGCAAAUUAUCCGAGCUUUUAAAUAUGGUCAAAACCGCUGGUCUUAGGUUGAGCGCCAUGUAUAACACUAAAAGAAAGCUUAGAAAAUGUUCCGAAAUGCAUUAACCGAAACUCUCGUGUGUUCCUGCGCUAGCGCAAUCAGAAUUACAAAAUCCAUGCCGCGGAGAAAAACAGUGGUAAUUGAGAUAUCAGUGAGAUAAAUUUAGUAGUUGUAUGUGCCUUUCUCAGAACUGAUUUUCUUACGAAGAAAUAUGUAUAAGGUACAUUUGUGCCGAACGAGAACUAAUGGAACGGGUUAAUAAAACAUUUGAACAUAAUAUUCC